Molecule: messenger RNA, 2147 nt
Organism: Austrofundulus limnaeus
Lineage: Eukaryota; Metazoa; Chordata; Actinopteri; Cyprinodontiformes; Rivulidae
Gene: mchr2b
Product: melanin concentrating hormone receptor 2b
Exons: 2
Coding region: 199-1239 (346 amino acids)
Biological process (GO): neuropeptide signaling pathway
Cellular component (GO): plasma membrane; neuron projection
Molecular function (GO): G protein-coupled receptor activity; neuropeptide binding
Source: RefSeq, a predicted model, not a curated record
UUAAGUUUUCUAUCUAUGACCUGUGCUACAGGAGCUACUUCUGAUCCAGGCUGAGGGCGAUAAAAAAAUAAAGAAGAGAGUAACUUUGGUGCCUAACUUUGGAGCGCAGAGCGCGGCUGCUGCUGUUGGACGCGUCUGUGCGCAUCGGUGCGCGCUCCUCUCCAAACCGCCCAGGAGCGCACUCUGGAAGAGCCGAACAUGAACGACUCGGACCUCGGCUGCAACGCGACGCACAACCUCACCGACCCGUCCUGCCAGGCGUCCCCGCGGCCGCCCCCCAGCCCCGUGGACAUCACCACCUUCAUGCACAUCCUGCCCUCCAUCUACGGCAUCCUGUGCACGGUCGGGGUCAUCGCCAACGCGCUGGUCAUCUACGCGGUGGCGGCGUGCAAGAAGAAGAUGGUGUCGGACAUCUACGUGCUGAACCUGGCCAUAGCCGACACGCUCUUCCUGCUGGUCAUGCCCUUCAACAUCCACCAGCUGGUCCGGGACCGCCAGUGGGUGUUCGGGAACUUCAUGUGUAAGGCGGUGGUGGUGGUGGACGUCAGCAACCAGUUCACCACGGUGGGGAUCGUCACGGUGCUGUGCAUCGACCGGUACAUAGCCAUAGUGCACCCCAGCUCGGAGAAGAGGACGGUGCAGUGGACCAUCCUCAUCAACAUGCUGGUGUGGCUGGGCAGCUUUCUCCUCACCGUGCCAGUCAUGAUGUACGCCAAGGUGGUUCACAGGCAGCAGCUGCAGGUCUGCAUGAUGCUCCUGGACGGGCCCGAGGACAUGUACUGGUACACCCUCUACCAGUCCAUCCUGGGCUUCAUCAUCCCCCUCUUCAUCAUCAGCACCUUCUACUCGCUCACGCUCUAUCACGUCUUCCGCUCCAUCCGCCGGGUGAAACGGAAGCAGUCGGUGUGGGCGAAGCGGGCCACCAAGAUGGUGCUGAUGGUCAUCGCCCUUUUCCUCAUCUGCUGGUCGCCAUACCACGUCAUCCAGGUGAUCAACCUGAGCAACAACCGGCCCACCAUCGCCUUCGUCUACGCCUACAACAUCAGCAUCUGCCUCAGCUACUCCCACAGCUGCAUCAACCCGCUCAUGCUGCUCAUCUUCGCUCAGAAUUACCGCGAGCGCCUGUGUCGGCAGAACGCGCUGACCAGCUCGCAGCACAGCAUGCAGCACACGUCCAAGGCCAAGACGGAGGCUUCCAGCACGGCGAACGAGCCCAGCUCCCGCAUUACGGUCGUCUAAUGGGAGGGAGGGACUGCUCUUCGUAAAUACGGCGCGUGUGUAAAUGUUUUGGCUGCUUGAACCGUGUGUCGUUUGUGAUGGUGCGUUCUCCAGCUUGUGCACGCAGGAGCCUCAGAAGAAAAAGAACCAAAAAAAAUCAGGUUAUGUGGUUCUACGAACAGUUCUAACACAGCAUCAUGUUGCCAAUUCAACUUUGUUGAAAAGUUCUAAACAAUUAAUAUCCUACCUGCUGCAGAUGUCUCUUUAAACGACCUCAGAUUAGAGAAAUAAAAUUUAUUCCUGACUGAUGGGGGUGGGGUGACAACAGGAGAGAGGUGUCCAACAUAGAAGCAGUGUCUACUAUUAGUGCUGGCAAAUAACUAUAAUUAACCACAACAAACAACUAUGUAAAUAAUCAUACAAUGGGCUAUUCAAAUCCGGCCCACAGCUGAGUUUAGUCCAACCCAUCAAUGAUAAAAAAAGUAUGAUUUUUUUACUUUUUUAUUCAAUUUAUUAUGAAUGUAGAUAGUGAAUCAAUUUCAAAUUUUACAUUUAUGACUCGGUACAACAUAAUAACCAAAUUUAAAAGUUAAAAGAUAAUAACAAUACUUGUAAUUUUACAUAACAGCCCUGAUGUAAAGAACAAUUGACAGUGAUGUGUAGGGUUGUAAAUAAUUGUGAAUGAGUGGUUAGGUGGGGGUGUUCCUCCAAUGUGAGAGAUGGCGGUUCGAUUCCACCACUAUUCACUCACAUGUUGAAGUGUCCUUGGGCAAGACACUGAACCCCCACUGCUUCUGAUGUGUGUCCCAUCAGUGUAUGAGUGUGAUUUAAAGCACUGAUUGGUCUCUGUAGAUUGAUUUAUCUGUAUUAGCUUUGUAGAGAGAUGUAGUAGAGUGCUGAUUGAAUGUGUGAAUGGGUAAAUGAGGGCA